CGACACGGACACCACCGCGGCAGUUUUCGUUACGUUCCAUUCGCGUACCACACGCCGCAGCCUUAUCGUUGGUAUCACGCGACCCACGUGCGUUUUCUUGUUUUUUUUUAAAAAAUUUUUAUCAAUAAUUUACAGUUGUUUUAUGAUAUCAUUAUUUUUAUUAUUAUUAUAAAAAAACACCAUAGCCACACCGACUUGCAAAACAGUAUUACUCUAUUAAACAUGUUGCAAGACGAAGAAACGAACUCUGAUGUCAUGGACUUGGAUGAGAUUUUGGGCACUUUUGGUUUGGGCAAAUACCAGGUGUCCAUCUGUCUAUUGAUGGGUUUUGUACUCAUGUACUCAAACAUAUCGCCACUUAGCUAUGCCAUAACAGCCAGCGAUCUCAAAUAUAGGUGUGCCAUCCCCGAGUGCGAUGGGGAUAACCCAACUUAUCGACCGGAAUGGUUGCGAUCGGCAGUGCCGUUCAACGGAGAAUCGGAAGAGCCUUACAAGUGUCGCAGAUACCACUUGGUUAGGCCAAACGACAACGACACCGACCCAGCAUAUUUAGUGAAUGGCACGUGUCGACCGGACGCUUUCGAUCCAAGUUCAGUGGACCUAUGGUGCGACCAUUGGGUUUUCGAUGACAACGAAAAGACAAUUGUGAAUGACUUUAACAUUAUGUGCGAAGAAAACAAAUGGAAACUGACUAUGGUGGGAACAAUCAAUAGUAUCGGACAAUUCAUUGGAAUCCCCUUGGCAGGUUUCAUUUCGGACAAGUACGGCCGUAAAUUCAUUUUGAUUAUCGGGUCUGUGUCAUCGGCAGUACUUGGAACUGCCAGAUCGUUUACUACGGAUUAUUUUUCGUUCAUCUUGUUCGAGCUUUUCGAUUCCAUUGCUUCUAGCGGUGUUUAUGCGGCUACUUUUGUGCUUGGUCUGGAAUUAGUCAGUCCCAAAGCACGGGUUACUGUCAGUACUCUCAUGGGAUGUUUUUAUCCAAUGGGCGCAGUACUGAUGGGUUUCGUGGCUUACAUGGUGCUCGAUUGGAGGAUAAUGCUCAGGAUUCUUUACCUUCCCGGUUUGCUCAUUCUAAGCUACACGUGGUACGUUCCGGAAUCUAUGCGAUGGCUCCAGACGCAAAACCGUAUAGAAGAGAUGGCCAACAUCUUAGCGAAAAUUGCCAAGUCAAAUGGCAAAACGAUGCCGGUCAGCGUAAAGGAAGCACUGCUCAACGACCCCAAAUCCAAUAAUAACCAAGAUGAAAAUGUUAAACUGUCCUGUAGCACGUUAAUGAAAAAAAUAUUCAGUUCCAAAGAAAUAUUUUUGAGGCUGAUUAAUUGUUCAUUUUGUUGGACCACCAUAACAUUAGUAUACUAUGGACUUUCGCUGACAUCCAUAGAGUUGUCCGGAAAUAAAUACUUAAACUUCAUGUUGGUGAAUGCUAUCGAAGUGCCAGCUUUUUUGACGUCCUGGUACUUUAUGGAACGUUUUCCCCGGAGGAAUACUCAAGCAUUCUCGUUCCUGUUCAGUGGUCUAGGCUGUAUCUUGGUCAACAUUACAUCUGACAGUCAUUUGUGGUUAAAGUUACUACUGUUCUUGAGUAGUAAAUAUGCGAUUACCAUGGCUUUCAACACUAUGUACGUGUUCACAGCAGAGAUGUUCCCCACCGAAUUGCGUAUGUCUUUGUUCGGUAUCACUUCUAUGUUUGGCCGUUUCGGUUCCAUGAUAGCGCCACAAAUGUCAUUAUUGUCCACUUAUUUUGGUAGCUGGGUACCGAUUAUGUUGUUUGGCAUAAUAUCAUUCAUAGCGGGUGCUCUAGCAUUCCUCUUCCCAGAAACUAAGGAUCAGAAACUACCGGACACAGUGAAACAAGCUGAACUCGUCGGAGAAGUCUAAACGCAUGAAUACUCAUGACACUACACGUAUCCAGCUGUAGAUCUAAUUGUCUGAUCCAAAUACACAAAGAAUGCGGUUCAUGUACACGAAUACAACAAUUGGAUAAUGUGCCUUAACACAGUGUAUUUAUUAUUUAAAAAGAAAAACUGAAUUCCAAACUUUAUGUAAUAUGUAUGCAGUGAACACAAGUUUUUAUUUGUAGAUUAUUUUUUGACCUCAAAAAUACUAACCGAAAGUUUAAACUUAAAAUGAAAACAAUAAAAAUACAACAUACACACCCAAGUACUCAAGAUUAUUGAGUCAUACCCUUGUUAGUAUAGGCAUACUUUUUAUCAUAUAUUUAAUGUUUAUUUAAACUUAAAAUAUGUACCCUAGUAUAGUGAUGUUAAUCUUAUAAUUAUAUGCAUAUACACACACAAAACCGGUAUGUAUAAUAUCGUACCUUUUAUUUUUUGAGAAAAAACCAAUUCCAUUUUGUCAUCCGUUUUCUUUGGGUGUCUCUAUUUCGUAUUAAUAUUUCUGUGAUAUUUAAACGUGUAAUGAUUACGCGAAUUUAAUAUUAAUCUAUGUACGUUAAUUAUAUCAAUUUACAGUCUAAAUUGUAAUUUCGGUGCUAAAGUCAUACUUUACACUGUAACAACAUGUUAUUAUUAAAGCAAUAUUGUGCUAUUUUUUUUAUGUAUGAUUACAUUAACUGUUAUUUACUUAUAUUAAUCUGUUUAAUGUUAAUAUGAUUGGAGUAUUUUUACUUGUUAGAAUAUUUAAAAAAGACAUUAUUAUUUGUGAAUAAAUUAAAUGAUUAUUAUACCUACUAAACAUUUUGUCAAUUUUUGUCAACAUUAAUUUAUGAUUAAACAUUUGUUGUGAUAAUGAAACUUUAACGUAAAAU
Molecule: messenger RNA, 2767 nt
Organism: Adelges cooleyi (spruce gall adelgid)
Lineage: Eukaryota; Metazoa; Arthropoda; Insecta; Hemiptera; Adelgidae
Product: solute carrier family 22 member 21-like
Exons: 12
Coding region: 223-1878 (551 amino acids)
Biological process (GO): transmembrane transport
Cellular component (GO): membrane
Molecular function (GO): transmembrane transporter activity
Source: RefSeq, a predicted model, not a curated record